CUGUGAUUGGCUGGGCUGGAUUAGCAGAGGCCGUGAUUGCUGAAGUGUCUGGCAGGUCUGAUGUCUCCACUGAGUCUCCUGCCCUGCGCUUCCCUCUGAAGAAAAAGAAGAGGAGAAGGCCUGCUCUCUCUGGGACCCAGUGGCCACAUCCCAUCAGGAACCCUGAAUGCCCACGGCACAUUUCGUCAACAUGGAGUUCUGAGGUCUAUGUGGCUCCUUGCUGCACACCAGGUGUUAAGAAAAAUGCAGAGACGCCACAGCAGCAACACAGACAACAUUCUCCCUGAAAGAAGUCGCAGCCAGGCGCUCAGCCCUGAGGCCAGCGUGGAUGAGGGUGGUGUAUUUGAGAGCCUGAAGGCAGAGCCGGCCUCCCCUCCUGCGCUCUUCUCAGGCCUGGCAGGUAGCCUGCCUGCCAGCCCCUUCCCAGCAGGCCUGGUGCUGGGCUCCACAGCGGGUGGCGGGGAUGUCUUCAUCCCCAUGCCGGCCACCAGGGAUGAGGCCGGCGGCCGCAGCACCGAAGGAAGCACCUACCACCACCGCCAGGCCCACCACCACUUCCACCACAGCACCCACCGCGGGGGCUCCCUGCUGCAGCAUGUGGGUGGGGACCACCGUGGGCACUCGGAGGAAGGGGUCGACGAGCAGCCCGGAACUCCGGCACCCGCACUGUCUGAGCUGAAGGCUGUGAUUUGCUGGCUUCAGAAAGGACUGCCCUUCAUCCUCAUCCUGUUGGCCAAACUGUGCUUCCAACACAAGCUGGGCAUUGCUGUGUGCAUCGGGAUGGCCAGCACCUUCGCCUACGCAAACUCCACCCUCCAGGAGCAGGUGUCCUUGAAGGAGAAGAGAUCGGUUCUGGUCAUCUUGUGGAUUCUGGCCUUUCUGGCGGGAAACACACUGUACGUCCUUUAUACCUUCAGCUCUCAGCAGCUCUACAGCAGCCUCAUAUUCCUGAAGCCCAACCUGGAGACACUGGACUUCUUCGACCUGCUGUGGAUCGUGGGGAUCGCGGACUUUGUGCUCAAGUACAUCACCAUCGCUCUCAAGUGCCUCAUCGCGGCCCUGCCCAAGAUCAUCCUGGCCGUCAAGUCCAAGGGAAAGUUUUAUUUGGUCAUCGAGGAGCUGAGCCAGCUGUUCAGGUCACUUGUGCCCAUCCAGCUGUGGUACAAGUACAUCAUGGGGGAUGACUCCUCCAACAGCUACUUCCUGGGAGGGGUCCUGAUCAUUCUCUACAGUCUCUGCAAGUCGUUCGACAUCUGUGGUCGAGUGGGUGGACUCAGGAAAGCACUGAAGCUCCUUUGUACCUCCCAGAAUUACGGUGUCCGAGCCACAGGGCAACAGUGUACGGAGGCUGGCGCUGUCUGUGCCAUCUGCCAAGCUGAGUUCCGAGACCCCAUGAUUCUCCUGUGUCAGCACGUGUUCUGUGAGGAAUGCCUCUGCCUGUGGCUGGACAGGGAGCGCACCUGCCCACUCUGCCGCUCGGUUGCCGUGGAUACCCUGCGUUGCUGGAAGGAUGGGGCCACGUCUGCACACUUGCAGGUGUACUAAGCUAAACACAAGUGUCUGGGGAGACAGACAGGGAGGGCCCAGCACUGCUGAGCCCAGCCCUGGGGAUGUCUGGGAAACAGCGUCCAGCACUUUCUCCUGCCUUUCGACACUCUACCUGAUGACUCCAGGGUCUCCACACCAACACAUCCUCACCUCCCUGGUACAGUAUGUGCAUCCUACCCCACCAGAAAGGGGAGCCUUCCUCACUCAGACGUGGCCUCCCCACAGGUAGGUGAUCCAUCCCCCUCUAAGUGGAGGAGUUACCCAUAUGCAAUCUCCCCUCGUUUAACCUGCUUCCAGCUACUGAUACUCAAUGCUACAAACUGGUAUGAGCUGAGAGAGUACAGUCUGACCCAGGACUGCUCACAAGAGCCGCUGGGAGAAUGUCCUACAUGUGAACACCAGGCUUCACCCACCUAGCUGACCUUAAAAACAGCAGGAUGCACCCAGCACCCUGCUCAUGCUGCCUCCUGGGAUGGGGGCACUCUCACAUCAGCCCUGGGAUGGAGGUACUCUGUCUCACACCCUUAGCAGGUGAGAAGCUUGGUGUGCCCGCCCAGCUAGUAAGGGGUUGAUACAUGCGUCUCCAGCGCUGCCUGGUGCCGUUGCUGCAAGUUCCCCUGUAAGUGCUCCUCGCUGGCUGGGCAUCCGAGGCCUGGGCAUACAGCACAUCAGACAGACUGCUCUGAGCAUGCAAGCAGCCAGGUCACAUAGCAGGAGCCAUGGAAAGACCGGACCUUUGUGACACCUUUUUCCUGUGCUCUGCCUGGGACAGUCAGUCUCAGAAGGGUCAGCUCAGGUCCAGAGUGCAUGCCACCUGCCUUCUGUCAUCCUUCUGUCCUUAUUCUCUUCUGCAUUGUCCCUCACUGACAGACAGCUCAGGCCUGUGCUGAGCUCUGGUGGACAUGGCUGCCUCCCCCUGGGAGACUUCAAUCCAUGUCAUAAGUGGCACACGGCUCUGGAGCGAUCCAUUUUCCCCUCCCUCUCUCUAGUGAGGUAAUUAGCUCAGAGAAACAACAGGCCUUCCAGAAUCUCUGAAAAGACUGCUUUAUAUCUUUAACUAAACGCCUUAGCGGGACCAUGGGGACACUGGGAGCCGCUCUCAGGUGCACUUCACAUUCUUCGGUCUCUAGGACACAGCUGCUCCUCCCCCAGGAGACUCUCUGAUUGGAAACCUGGGAUGAAAUAACACAGGUGACCUCGUAGAAGCUUCUGGAAUUCUGCCUGCCUCCACUGGCUCCCAACUCUGUUCUCUCACAGUCUGCAUUCGCACAACAGGCUGGCCCAAGCCACAUUUGAGAAAACUGCAAGGCUGUUGGGCAGAUUAGAAUGUAUACUUGGGGUAGGGGUUGGCAGGUUCCGGGGAGAUGGGAGCCUCGGUCCUGUCCCCUCCCCUUGUAGAUUCAGCACCCAUGGCUGGGGCACCCCUGCUGGGACUUUUUCCUCUUCUUGGUCUCCCUGGCACUUUCCUGGUACCAGUAGCACACCCUUUUCAGGGGACCCGGGCAUCCUUCAAGCUCUGUUGCUAUGGCAAUGGCCAUGAUGUUAAGCAAUCCCACUGCCUGGAUGUCCUAAGAGGGAAGGGAGGAUGGGCCCUCUGUUCUCUCUGGUUUGAGGGUUGCCCAGGGGAGCAGCAGGACCACUGCAACUGGUUUGUAUCAGAGAGGUCGCUUUGCCUGAGAUGUCAGCAUUGUGGAGGGGUUGGAGCUGCAGGAGGUGCACACAAGUGUAGCGUGGGCUGAAUCAGAGGCAGGCACUGGGAGUCGGGCUUGGAAACCUGACUCUAAACUUUGUGAUGUCCCUAUACCCUGUAUCCCCACUGUGGGGCUACAAGACCUGGCGUGUUACUUGCUGGGACCGAGAAAACUAACAAUAGGACUGAAGAUACGGCUCGUCAGCAGUCCUUGCCUAGCAUGCGGGAAGCCCUGAGUUCCAUGGUCAGCGCCACAUAAACCAGGCGUGGCAGUGCAUACCCAGUGCCAGCGCUGGGUGGGAGAGGCAGGAGGGUCAGAAAGACAAGAUCAUUCCUUGGCCACAUAGCAAGUUCCAGGACAGCCUGGGCUCCAUGAGACUCCAUUUUAAAAGGGAGAAACAGGUAAACUAACAGUGUGGGUUACUGGUGAGUGCACCAAGGAUUUAACACCCCCCAUUACUUCUCUAACAUCAUGUAAAAGUAAACCGUACCCCUGCCAUACAAGGAGUGCCACAUGGGGAGCAUCCCCUGGGACAGUGAGAUGCUCUCCAGUUGCCAUCCUUCCAGGGCACGCCCCAUCAGCAGCAGGGUUCUUCAGGUUAGAGGGCUCAGGCAGUUUCCCAGGCAGCAGGCUGUGGGAAAGUGUCCCCUGGAGAACACAGACACUUCUGCAGUGACAUGACAGUCCUUUGCACUGAGCAGGACAAUGGAGAACCAGGGUCUGGAUCUGGCUCCCGGCAUGUUGUGGAUCACAGACUCAAAUCUCACUGAGUCCUCAAAGUCUUGUGUGUGAGAAGCUGAGAAUAAUAAGGUAGGGGAGGCUGGCAAGAAGGCCAAGGUUAAGAAUGCUUGCCUUGCGUUCUUAAGAGGACCCAGGUGCGAUACCCAGCACUCACGCCAAGGGGCUCACAACUCCAGCUCCGGGGACACAAACAGAUCAUUUAAAACAGAAAGCUUCAAGAAACGUGUGGGAAGAAGAAAGCCUAACAGGCCCAGCACCUUCCAAGGAGAAUGACACAGGUACGGAGCCUCGGGACAGCCCCCAGCUGAAGAGGAAGUGGGCAGCAGUCUGAAGUCCUCUGUGCUUUUGCUUUGGGACAUGCCUUUGGUGUCUUUGAGAACCUUCUGUCAAUAAACCUCCCCUGUGGAUGUAACUUGUAUCUGUGAGUCACCAUGCAUCCUGAAGCCAGGUAGACCUGUGGUGAAGCUGUCGAGAAGUGGCACAUGUAGCCUAUGGAGAGGCAUCAGAUGCUUCUCCCUUAAGAAGCCAAGAAAGAAGCCCAAGUGUUGGCUGCAGAGGUACCUCAGUAGGUAGAGUGCUGGUCACCCUGGCAUGAGGCCCUCGUCUGGAUCCCAAGAGUCCAUGUACCCAUGUAAACAUCUGGGCAAGACAACUUGUCUGUAGGGUAGGGAAGACAAGCAGUUUCCUGGGGCCCCCAGCCUAGCUCUGAACUCAGACACAGAU
Molecule: messenger RNA, 4703 nt
Organism: Arvicanthis niloticus (Nile rat)
Lineage: Eukaryota; Metazoa; Chordata; Mammalia; Rodentia; Muridae
Source: RefSeq, a predicted model, not a curated record